CAUUUAUGUAUCUGGCAGAUGCUUUUAUUGAAAAUACAUUUUUGUACAGGGACAGGCACAGUGGUUCAGUGGGUAGCACUGUCGCCUCUCAGCAAGAAGGUCCCUGGUUUGAGCGCGGCUCACCCAGGGCUUUCGUUUGCAUGUUCUCCCCAUGUUUGCGUGGGUUUUCUCCAGGUUCUCCAGUUCUUUGGACAUGCAAGUCAAAUGAAUUGGAAAUUGCCUGUAGGUGAGAGUGAGUGUACGUGUCUGUGUUUGAAUGUGUGUGUCUGUGUGUGUUGGCCCUGUGAUGGACAUGUCCAGGGUGUUUCCCUGCCUUCGGCCCGAGACAGCUGGGAUAGGCUGUCUAUAGAAGAUGGAUGGAUGUAUGAACUUUUAAGGCAUUUGUGGUAUAGAUGUUGCCAGUAUGUGUGUUUCCCUGGAAAUCAAACCAAUGACCUUGCCAUUGUUGGUGCCAUGCUGGGAUGUUGAUGUUUAGUGAUGAUUAGUGAUGUUUGGUCAUAUAUUUCAGUACAGAUUGUCUCCAAUGUAUUUACAGAGACAUUAUCUGCUCUAAGUCUUGCUGGUAAAGGCUCCUCAGAAAACCAAAGAGCUGCAAAUAAUGGCAAAAUGCCCUCAAUGGUACUGACCCCAGAAACAAUUCAACAGAAACACAACACAAAGAAGUAUCUGGUGACAAAACUGUUCCGCCAAGUACAGUUCAAGUGCAACUUGAGACUAAAACUGAAAGUGGUGCCACAAAACAAGCAACAAAUUCCGAGAGAAGGAGAAAGGUUUCACUCCCUCCUGCAUUGUGGAAAGACAAAACAUUUGAAGAAAUCUGGGUGAAUCUCUCACUAGAACCAAAUACAAUAAAACCGGCACCGGUUUAAAGCAGUAGUGUUGGACCUAUAUUGAGAGAGGCAAAUGUUGAAAAUGCAUAGACUCUGGAGAAGCAGGAUUUAUCAGGUCAUUUUAAGAUGAAUACAGAGUCCCAAUUAAAGUUUAUGGAUCAAACAGAAUUUCAAAUCAUAUCUAAGAAAAGUCCUCAGGCUAAGCCUACAUACGUGAACAGAGUUGUUUCCUUAGAAAGUUCAUCAACUGAGUUUCAGAAUCUAUUACAGGCUUCCCUAUUUGAGUCCAAUGAUAGACCAGAAUUUUCUAGACACUCAGAUCAUGAAGGUUUAGAAGUUAGUGAGUCAGCUAAUGAUUUCCAAGACAGCACAGCCAGAUAUCAGCAAAGUUCAAUUCAGUUUAUGUUUAGAGAGCAUGAAACUGACAAACCAAGCCCCUUAAACUCUACUAAUUACCAUUAUAAGGAAAGCCAGGUCUCCAGAGCUCUUCUAAAUUACAAGACAAGUUUAGACAGGAAUGGAUGUUUGGAGAAAAAUGUAAACACUGCUAUACUUGCUGAGACAGAUACAAAUCAAGUUGUGAAUGUAGCUGAGGAACAAAUCAAUAAGCAUUCCAAUGUUGAAGUAGCAUCCCAAAUCGGGUCAUUAAAAUGGGAGACUGAAAUGAAAUUUCCCUCUGGCACUCUGCUGGGAAAAGAUUAUUCAAAUUAUUUCAAAGAUGACCACCCAUUUGAGAUGGGAAAGAAGAAAACACCCAAAACCCAAGAUGAUCUGUUCUUACUGAAUGAAAGAACAGCUGAUGCAAGUAGGGUGGAAGAUUUUGAAACGUCACCACCACACAGGACGCCAGAACCACGUGUCAGUGGUAAAGCUGUGAAAAGGGAUCUUGAUGCCCUUGAAGAUAAAGAAAAAAAUAACAAUCCAUCAAAUGAUCUGAACUCACCAAAAAACAUCCCCACUACUAGCCAGGCUUUAGCAGAACUAAGCAAAGACCACAUUUCAAUCACAAACGAGGGGGAUUUAAUGCACAGUGGAGAUGUUGGAUUGAACGUUGACUCUAAACAUUAUGAUAAAGCAGAUGUUGAAAAAAUUCAGCCAGGUACAGGGUCAUGUAUUCAACCAACAAGUAAAGAUGUUGCUGGGCUGGUCACUCUACCAGAACUGGGACAAGGUUCUUCAGAAUUGAAAGCCGAGGAGGAAAAUUAUGAAACAGACCAGAGGACUGAGUCUGAUAUUCUAAUAUGUGUUCUUGCAAGAGCUCACAAGACAAGGCCACCUGUCUUAAAGAGGAUCACCACACUGGAGCCAAAGCUGGAGGCUGGAGAUGAUAUGGUCCCCACAAUUGUCAUUAUGCCAUCUGAAUCUCCAAACCCAAAAGAAUUGGAAGGUAAUAAACAUCCAACAUCUUUUUUGGAUACUUCAGUUGAAGCUUCCACAAUUCCCUCUUACACUGUAGAUGCUUGUGAGGAUGAAGGCGUAGAUUCUGAUGAUGAUGAUUCACUGUCCAGCAGAAAAGGCUAUUCUGAAAGUGGAUUGUCACUUACUGAUCGCACCGGUAGUUUGCUGAGUGUAUACAGUAAUGCAGGGGAUUUUGGAGAUGUUGAGGCGCAGGGCUCUGUGGAGUUUGCAAUGAUGUACAGCCCUGUUGGAGAGCUCAUCAUAAUGAUUGAAAAGUGUCAAGAUCUGGCUAUUGCCAUUCCUCGUAAACAACGUACUGAUCCUUAUGUGAAGACUUACCUCUAUCCAGACAAGUCUCACCGCAGCAAAAGGAAAACGUCCAUCAAGAAACACACUGUUAACCCAGUUUAUGUUGAAUCUCUGAGAUACAAGGUGAAACGUGAAGAGCUACCGGAAAAGACUCUGAAUCUGUCGGUGUGGCACAAUGACUCUAGGGGAAGAAAUAUGUUCCUAGGGCAGGUUGAAAUUAGUCUGAAGACCUGGGACUGGGGACAUGAGGCACUUUCCUGGUACAACCUACAGCCCAAGACUGCAGAAAAUCAAGAAUCUCAAGAGUCUCAUGGAUCUUUAUCAGUUUCGCUGAAAUAUGUUCCUCCUGAGACCACCGGUGGAUUGAAAAACAAUACUGGGGAGAUUCAUGUCUGGCUGCAGGAGGCAAAAGAAUUACGUCGCCUGAAGCCUCAGGGAGUUGAUUCUUUUGUUAAGUGCUACAUAUUACCAGAUUCCAGGAAGAAAAGCCGCCAGAAGACCCAUGUGGUAAAGAAGACCCAGGACCCGGUAUAUAACCAUGUCAUGGUGUAUGAUGGAUUCAAAGCAGGCGAAGUCAGUGAGACCUGUUGUGAACUGACCGUGUGGGAUCAUAAUGCCCUCUCCAAUCAGUUUCUCGGAGGUCUGCGCCUCAGUCUUGGAACAGGGCAGAGCUAUGGCAAGAAAGUUGAUUGGAUGGAUUCGAUGAAUGAGGAAGCUGAAAUAUGGAAAAGAAUGUUGGCCAAUCCAAACAGCUGGGUUGAGACAGAGCUUCCCUUGAGGUCCUCCAUGACCUCAAGUAAAUAAACCUCAUUUGUGCGCUCAAAUGUUUUGUGGUUUUGGAAGAGAAAAAUGGCUGUUGGUUGUUUAAAUAAAACCAAGCAUUGUUGAUUGCCUUAAUUUCAGACUUUCUCUUAACAAAAAAGGAUGUUGGCUGCUCCAUAUUAACAUAUACACAGUAAAUAAUAUACAAGUAUAUAAAAUAAAUAUGUUGGGAAUUGUGUCUGGGCAAUCAACAUAUGAUUAUGUUUAAUAUAACAGAGUACAUUAAAGUUGUCAGUCAAUGUCUGAAUGAAUUAUAGUCUUGAUAUAUUGUAAGUACUUUAUCAGCUGUAAUUGAUUCCUUACUAAAUAAAAAAU
This is a messenger RNA of Xyrauchen texanus (razorback sucker), 3674 nucleotides long. Its product is annotated as synaptotagmin-like protein 2. The coding region runs from base 957 to 3341 and encodes 794 amino acids. Gene Ontology annotation, molecular function: small GTPase binding; neurexin family protein binding. The record is from RefSeq and is a predicted model, not a curated record. Gene Ontology annotation, biological process: exocytosis; intracellular protein transport. Lineage: Eukaryota; Metazoa; Chordata; Actinopteri; Cypriniformes; Catostomidae. The transcript is spliced from 10 exons. Gene Ontology annotation, cellular component: exocytic vesicle; plasma membrane.